Messenger RNA from Paramecium sonneborni, 2611 nucleotides. Lineage: Eukaryota; Ciliophora; Oligohymenophorea; Peniculida; Parameciidae. The record is from the annotation of a GenBank genome assembly.
AUGGGAAGUGUUUGUAAGAAACAAGAUGCUGAAAAUGAACUUAAUAGUUUAAUCCCAAAAAAGAAAGGUGACACCAUUACCAUAUUAUAAAAUCAUGGAGGAGGCUCUUAAAUCAUCUAAAAAAAGAGAAGCACUGGAAAUAAGGGAGAUUAUGAACCAGAUGCAGUUGUAGAAAAAGUUGAUGUAGAAGUAUCUAAUAGUAUAUUAUAAAAAGCUUAAACGUAAUGAUAAAAAAAAACUUGUUAAGGUUGAAGCUCGCUAAGAUUAAGAGGAAAUAGUAGAAAACAUCUAAAAAAGUAAUAAAAAGAAGUCACCUUUUGAUUACUAACUUAUCUUAAAUGCAUUCACUACAAAUUCUCUCUUCUAAUCCCUUUCUCAAUAGGAACAGUACAAAAUAUAUUUAUAUUCCAUUCAGGGAAGCUAUUUUAGAAUAGAUGUUCUAUUGCACUACGCCAGAUGGUCAAUUUGUAUUCAGAUAAGGAGAUCUUAAGGCAAGUUCCUUUUUUUUAAUAGGUAUAAUUAUUACCUUAUAUGAAAAAAAGAACGUGGUUAAUGUUAGAUAAUUAUAGAUGGAGAAGUAAAGAAAGUAUUGAAAUAAUCUGAUUCAUUUGGUGAAAGGGCGCUUUUAUAUAAUGCUCCUAGAUCUGCAUCAGUUAGAGCAGUUGGAGAUUGUGCAUUUUGGGCUAUUGAUAGAAAUCUGUUUAGAAAAAUGAUAGAAGACAUGAGAAUGCAUGAGUUUGAAGAGAAUAGAUAGUUCGUAGAAAAUCUUAAAUCUUUUGGUAAAGUAUCCCACUCAUCGAUUAGAAUUUUUAACGUUUGAUUAAAGAUCAGCCAUUUCGAGUGUAUUAUUUACUGUGCAAUUUAAAAAAGGAGAAAUUAUAGUAUCAUAGGGUGAAUCAGCAACUUCAUUUUUUAUUAUUAAGAAAGGAUCUGUGUCUGUGAUAUAAAAUGAUAAUGAGAUAAGAAAAAUGAAGAAAGGUGAAUCAUUUGGAGAAAUGGCUUUAUUUUAAAAUUCUACAAGAGGUGCAACAGUAAAAGCAGCAGAAGAAGAUGUUAGAUGUCUGGUUAUUACAAGAGAUGAAUUGACUAAAAUUUUGGGAGAUAAAAUAUAGGUCAUUAUGUUUACUAAUAAAUAAAUAUGGGCAAUUGAAAAACAUUAGAUUUUAGGAUAAUUGACUGAAUUGUAAAUAUAAAAGAUUGUUUAAAAUAUGAAUCAAUUUAAUUAUGAAUAAGGAGCAAUUGUAUUUGAAGAAAAAGUAUAGAAAUUAGUGAUCGUUCUUAAAGGAGAAUUAAUAUUUGUAAUUUAUACAUUUAUACUUAAGGCAGACUGGGUCUAAAAUGAAAGCCGCUAGUGAAGGUUAAGUUUUUGGUGAUGCCUAUUUCAGCAAAUAAUAAUUAAGUGAUCCAGUUAUUGCAAAAGACAAAUCUAUAUUAGCAGAAAUUGAUUUUAAACGAUUUGAAGAAGUCAUUGGUGGUUCUUUAGAUUAAGUCAUUAAUAAAAAUUAAAAAAUCAAUGAAAAGUAAAUCAAUUAACUAUUCUUUUUUAUAGACAUAAGAAGUAAGAUAGUUAGAAACAUGAUUAUUCUCAUCUAAAAUUGGAAGAAUUUACUUCAUUGAAGAAAUUAGGAUAAGGACAAUUUGGAAAUGUUUAUUUGGUUAAAAAUCCAAAAGAUAAUCCUCCACAUUUUUAUGCAUUGAAAUGUAUAUCUAAAGCAUAGAUUGUUGAUUAACAUUUAGAAAAGCAUUUAGCAUAAGAAAAAUAAGUAUUAACAUCUGUUCAUCAUCCAUUUCUAAUGAAGUAUUAUUGUAGUUUCUAAGAUUCCAACCAUGUUUUUUUCCUUGUAGAAUUCAUUAAAGGAAUGGAACUAUUUGAUGUUAUUAGAGAUAUUGGAUUAUUAAGUGCUUUUGAUACUCAAUUUUAUAUAGGAUCUCUAAUUCUCUGUAUUGAGUAUCUUAAUAAAUAAAAAAUUGUUUACAGAGAUAUCAAACCUGAAAAUAUAAUGGUUGAUGAAAAAGGAUAUGUAAGAUUAAUUGAUAUGGGAACAGCAAAAUUCUUAAAUCAUAAAGGUGGUAGAACUUAUACUAUAAUUGGAACUCCUCAUUAUAUGGCUCCAGAAAUCUUAUAAGGAAAAGGUUAUACAUUUCCAGUUGAUAUUUGGUCUAUUGGAAUUUGCAUGUAUGAAUUUAUGUGCGGAUAAGUUCCUUAUGCUGAAGAAGCUGAAGAUCCAUAUGAAAUAUAUGAAGAAAUCUAAAAAAAACAAUUAUCCUAUCCUUAAUUUCUCAAAGAUAGAAAAGCCAAAAAAUUUAUGGAGUAAUUACUUAAUAAAACACCUGAACUUAGAUUAGGAGGAUCUUAUGCUAGUCUCAAGGCCAAUCAAUGGUUUGAUCAAUUUGAUUGGGUAUACUCAUUUUUUUUAUUCAGGACAAACUCUUCGAUAAGGAAAUGAAACCUCCUUAUUUACCACCUCAGUAGAAAAUGCCAUCUACAAAUAAAGAUGUAUAAGGCACUCCAAUCAUGAAAGAACUAUAAAAUUUAAAUGCCCCAAUCUAUAAAAAAGAAAAAGCUAAAGAUCCUAAUUGGGAUUAAGAAUAUUGAAGUAUUUCAUGCACA